Messenger RNA from Lolium perenne, 1482 nucleotides. RefSeq names its product probable sodium/metabolite cotransporter BASS4, chloroplastic. The record is from RefSeq and is a predicted model, not a curated record. Gene Ontology annotation, cellular component: chloroplast envelope. NCBI's taxonomy places the organism in Eukaryota, Viridiplantae, Streptophyta, Magnoliopsida, Poales, Poaceae.
GUUUGGGUGUGGGGCCGACUGAACUGGUGCUUGUCUCAUCCCCAGCCCGGUUCGGCGCAGCGCCGGAUUCCGACUCCGCCACCGCGAUGAUAACCCAUUACCCCUCCCUGCUCCGCGCACCCCUCCCCGCCGGCCUCCGCCACCUGACUCCCCACGCUUUCCAUUUCACCGCCACCGUCUACUCCCCUCUUCCGCCGCCGCCCUUCCGCGUGCGGCCUCUGCGCGCCGCCGCUGGAGGAGGCUCACCGGUAGCUGGUGAUGGAGGCAAACGCGCGACGCCUCCCCCGCUGGGACCCGCGGUGCUCGACUUCGUGCGGAGCAACUUCCUCCCGCUAGCUCUAAUCGGUGGGAUUGCUUUGGCCCUCCUGGAUCCAACUCUUGGAUGCCUUGCUCACAAAUAUUCCCUGUCAAAAUACAGCACUUUUGGGAUAUUCAUUAUCUCAGGACUGACUCUGCGUACCAAGGAGCUUGGUGCAGCGUUACAAGCUUGGCCUGCUGGACUAUUUGGACUAGGCUCAAUUUUGAUGUUGACGCCCUUUCUUGCAAAAUUUAUUGUGCAAAUUCAGUUCUUCCCUCGUGAAUUUAUCACUGGGUUGGCCAUGUUUUGUUGCAUGCCAACAACAUUAUCAAGUGGAGUCACACUAACACAGCUUGCCGGUGGUAAUUCUGCACUUGCUCUUGCAAUGACAGUCAUAUCCAAUCUGCUGGGCAUUAUAUUUGUACCUCUUUCACUUGCAAAGUACAUUGGCGCUGGUGCUGGGGUGUCUUUGCCUACAGAGAAACUGUUCAAAAGUCUGGUCAGCACACUUUUAAUACCCCUUAUUUUAGGCAAGGUCCCAUGGAUACAAGUAAGUAGAUCAAGAUCAAUGCUCUUGUCCGUGCAAGCAAAAGCUUUUGCUAUUACUGUGACCAUUGGAGUGCUUUUACAUCUUGCUCUGUUGGCUUUCAAUGCUACAGCACUGCAGCUCUUGUCGUGUCUUAAACAGAAGGAAGAAUCGGUCUUCACAAGCAAAGAAUAUUCACGAGCUGUCAUUUUGGUGGCCAGUCAGAAAACACUGCCGGUGUUGGUUGCUGUGGUUGAGCAGCUUGGAGGUGCUUUGGGAGAGUCCGGAUUUCUUGUCAUCCCAUGUGUUGCAGCCCACAUUAAUCAGAUCAUUAUCGAUUCUAUCCUAGUAAAUUGGUGGCGCCAGAGAGACCAACAAUCUACUAAUGCAAAAUAACUCAGAAUUCGAAUAUGAUAAUAAGUUGAACAGUAAUCCGGAACUACUCUGGGAAGUUUGUCACCGAGUGAAAUUAAGGUUACAGCAUAUUCAGUCAUUUUGUAAGGAAACAUCCAUUGAUAUUUUCUUCUUCUUUAGAACACCUGGGCUGCUUAAAGCACCGCCCUUUCAGAUGGUAGAACAACUAAUGAGAAUGCAGUUUCAGCUUGUGGUUUAGAAAGUGCCGUAAAUGCAAUGAUCAAUCAGUAUCUUUAUUUGCAAA